Messenger RNA from Trichomonas vaginalis G3, 1014 nucleotides. RefSeq lists its product as uncharacterized. NCBI's taxonomy places the organism in Eukaryota, Parabasalia, Trichomonadida, Trichomonadidae. The record is from RefSeq and is a predicted model, not a curated record. The transcript has a single exon. The coding region runs from base 1 to 1014 and encodes 337 amino acids.
AUGAUGAACAUUUUUACAAUACCUCAUAAGGACAUUGCUCCAAACGAUGUCUGGAAUUUAUAUUUUCAAGGAGAGUGCUCUAAAAUUAUUAAUAAUACAAACAAUGCAACUGUUUCUCUUUCAAAUAAGAAUGAAGUAUUCCUAUUCCAAUGCAUGUUUCGAAAUUGCUUAGCAUCUAUUAUUAAUUUAACUAAAGAUUACGCUCAUAUAAUGCAUUCUGAAUGUUUCUUUGAAAGUUGCAGUUCUGAUAUAGGACCUGCUGUACGCAUUAACCAUAAUGAUUGUUCUAUUGUCCAACAUAGAUUUUGUUCUCAUAAUUGUUCUGCUUCUUCUGAAGCUCAUCAUUCAUUUUGCAGUUUGAGAUCUGAAGGGUUAAAUUUUGUAGAUGAAAGCUCUGCAUGCGGAUGCGGUAAUUCACGGAGUCCAAUCCUUUUCUGGAAUAAUUUAGGAUUUAUGAGAUUUUCUUCUACAAAUAUAAGUAAAAAUAUUGGAUCACAAGAUGUUGCACUAUUUGCUGUUUCUAAAAAAUUCGAAAAGCUGAAUUAUACAACUAUUGAAAGUAAUAAUGCCUCAGACACAAAGAUUAUUUGUUUAAGUAAUGGGCAAAAGUAUCAAAAUGAAAAUUGUAAUAUUUUGAAAAAUUAUCAGGAAAGUUCUUCUGGUGGAGUUAUAUUUAUAUUUGGUCAAUUGACAUUAAAUAAUUGUUCAAUAUUUGGAGAUCUUGGACAAGGAAAAAUAUUUUACUGUGAUGAUUUUGCAUACGUCGUUAUUAAUAAUUCAUUCUAUGAUAAUUUAACAUCAUUCUGGAAUCACCCAAUAAAUAUUGCUGAAAAUAACUUGCAAACAUCUAAUUAUAGCGAUUUCAAUUAUAAUUAUGGAUAUCUUUGUGAUUUAUAUUCAAAUAAGUUCAAUCCUAAUCAGAAAGACAACAAUAUCAAGUGUUCAAUGAUAGGAUGCUCCAGUAGAACUGACUUUAUUGGUAAAUUAUUUGUUGUAUUGAUAAUUAAACGUUAA